UUUUUUCUGAACUGUGAAACGUUGAGUUGGCAAUAGUGUGCCGAAAGACUUCGUUCACAUCAACGUAGUAUCUCUGGAAGUAAUAGCUGCGCGAUUCGGAAUGGCAGGUGAAGCGACAAUUAUGCGGCUAUGCAGAGGAACUUUUGGGAAUGUACGGAGGCUUCAUAGUGCCACAAAGCAGCAAGCAGCGGCAGCAGCUGCUGUUGCUGCAGAGACUAAGGUGCAACCAAGGAUCAAAAAAUUUUUAGUGUAUCGAUGGAAUCCUGAUAAGCCCACAGAAAAACCUACAAUGCAAGAAUAUGAUGUGGAUCUCAACACGUGUGGUCCGAUGGUGCUGGAUGGUCUAAUAAAAAUAAAAAAUGACAUUGACCCAACAUUGACAUUCAGGAGAUCAUGCCGGGAAGGCAUAUGUGGAUCCUGUGCAAUGAACAUUGGAGGUGUCAACACACUGGCAUGUAUCAGCAAAAUUGACACCAAUCUAAACAAGCCAGUUAAAAUAUAUCCUCUGCCGCAUAUGUACGUAAUAAAGGAUCUAGUUCCCGAUAUGAAUAACUUUUACAAGCAGUACCGUGAAAUUCAGCCUUGGCUGCAGCGGAAAAAUGAACCUCUUGCUGGGAGCCAUUCUUACCUGCAGUCUGUGGAAGAUAGACAGAAGCUGGAUGGUCUCUAUGAAUGCAUUCUUUGUGCUUGCUGCAGCACAUCAUGCCCCUCAUACUGGUGGAAUGGUGAUAAAUACCUUGGUCCAGCUGUCCUAAUGCAGGCAUAUCGGUGGAUAAUUGAUUCUCGUGAUGAAGCUACAGAACAACGUCUGAGUAGGUUGCGAGAUCCCUACUCUGUUUAUCGUUGCCAUACAAUUAUGAACUGCACGAAGACAUGUCCUAAGGGCCUGAACCCAGGUAAGGCAAUUGCGGAGAUUAAAAAAUUGCUGUCUGGGUUCAGCAAGAAAGAGGAACCUGGUUUGGAAACAGCUGCACUACAGAAGUAAUGCUAGGGCUUUAAAAAUAUAUUGAGUUAUUUAUUCCCUGCCACAACUGAACUUAAUUCAGUUGGCUUAUCGUUCUCUGAAGACACUGUCUCAUUUGCAUUGGCAGCAAUUUACUGUCAGUUGUAAAUAUUACAAGAAUUGUUGCACAAUGAUCGGCCACAAUUGUGUGUUUUUGAUUUGCAGUAUUAUAAAUAUUUAUUACGUGGUAACUUAUUGUGAUUGUGCAGACCACUUUGAAGUAUAUAAACACAGUUCUCAUUUUA
Messenger RNA from Schistocerca cancellata (South American locust), 1248 nucleotides. RefSeq names its product succinate dehydrogenase [ubiquinone] iron-sulfur subunit, mitochondrial (gene SdhB). Gene Ontology annotation, molecular function: 2 iron, 2 sulfur cluster binding; electron transfer activity. The coding region runs from base 101 to 985 and encodes 294 amino acids. Gene Ontology annotation, biological process: respiratory electron transport chain; tricarboxylic acid cycle; aerobic respiration. NCBI's taxonomy places the organism in Eukaryota, Metazoa, Arthropoda, Insecta, Orthoptera, Acrididae. The transcript is spliced from 7 exons. Gene Ontology annotation, cellular component: mitochondrial membrane. The record is from RefSeq and is a predicted model, not a curated record.